Molecule: messenger RNA, 801 nt
Organism: Bacidia gigantensis
Lineage: Eukaryota; Fungi; Ascomycota; Lecanoromycetes; Lecanorales; Ramalinaceae
Exons: 1
Coding region: 1-801 (266 amino acids)
Source: RefSeq, a predicted model, not a curated record
AUGGCUGAAGACAUCUCCGUCUAUGGCUAUGACAGGUCAAUGCUUGCUUGUCUCGACGAUACACAAUCACAAGGAUCAUGCCCUCCUCAGAGCACUGUCUUUUCUUCGAACAGUCCCGUAGAAAUGAAAGCAGCGACACAACGCUUGCUCAAUCUACCAAAAGAGCUUCGAAGCCACAUUCUUUCCUAUCUCCUCCCUACCACCUACCUUUUCCCGGAGCGCGCUCCCAUCUGGCAGCGUGGCUCUCUAGCAAUACUACGUACCAACCGCCAAUUACAUGCAGAGGGAAUAUCACAAAUAUACAACUCAUGCACGAUGAGUAUCAAAAUUGGGUUCCAAUCUACUCGCUUCCGCUACGAAUGGUUUGGGCAUAAGAUCAGAGAGAAGUCGAAUAGGCUCUGGCGGUCAGAGAGUACGCAGGAAGGUGGCUGGAACUUAUGGGCUUGCCAUACGGUCAUGCCCCUCCAGAGUGUGCAGUGGAGGCCAAUGGCAGGCUUGAUCAGGAGGUGGUUGCUGGUCAUUAAAAGCAUAGACGAAUAUGACGGGAUGGUGCAUCACAGUGUAAGCAAGGUAGAGCCUUUGGCCUUGGGCUUGAAGGCUGGCGUGGAAGAGUUCUGCAGCUUUCUACUCGAAGUUGCAAAUGACAGUAAGCCAAAUCGAGAGACAACUAUCAUGGUCGUAUUCAAAGGCAGAAAGACUGGCACCGGUGAGGAGCGAUGGAGGAACCUCAUUGUGCAGCCUUUGAGGCAAAGAGCUAUGGAUGGCAUGAUGGCUUUGGAGAUCAGAGACUUGACAGGGUGA